Messenger RNA from Balearica regulorum gibbericeps (East African grey crowned-crane), 343 nucleotides. NCBI's taxonomy places the organism in Eukaryota, Metazoa, Chordata, Aves, Gruiformes, Gruidae. The record is from RefSeq and is a predicted model, not a curated record.
AUGGUUUCAAAGAAGGUGGUGGCCACUUUGCUCUUUGUGUACGUGGUGUCCAUGCUGGCUGAACAGACUGAAGGCUUUGUGCCCUUUUUCACCCAGAGUGACUUCCGGAAAAUGCAGGAAAAGGAGAGGAACAAAGGUGGGCAGAAGAAAUCCCUGACUUCGCUGCAGCAACUGGAAGAGGAAGGCUUCUCAGAGCAAUCCGGUGCAGAUGUCAACAUGGUCAAGACAAUCCAGCUAGCUGUUCCCAUCAAGGCUGGGAUGUGGCUCACCCCAAGGCAGCUGGAAAAAUACCAAGAUGUCCUGGAGAAACUGCUAGCAGAGAUGUUACAGGACACCCCAGACG